Molecule: messenger RNA, 1212 nt
Organism: Lachancea meyersii CBS 8951
Lineage: Eukaryota; Fungi; Ascomycota; Saccharomycetes; Saccharomycetales; Saccharomycetaceae
Source: the annotation of a GenBank genome assembly
AUGGUGGACUCCUAUGAGACCGAUUUUGAUGAUGGCAAGCCACCAGCCCGCAUAUCGCUAGCCUCAUGGGUCGAACUCCUAGACCCCGUUUCUCCCACCGCACAAUCAUACUACCUGUCCCGUCGCUACUUUAACAGUGCUACACAGCGAAUCAGAAGCACCAAGACACAUCAGAAACUCGCCAAGCUCAAGAACUCUGCACAGGAUCUCACUCCGCAGCUCGAAGAAAUCAAAAAACGCACCCUCACCAGGCUCCAAGCCCUUGACAAGCCUCUGGAAACGCUAUUCUUUCAUAAGAGCUCGUAUCUCGAGAAAUGGUUUUACCCGUUCACGCUCUUUAACAUUUUCGGCAUCGGGUUUAUUAUCGGCAAGUACCCCGAAUGGUUUCACGUAUACUACACUGCGAUGCUGGUGCUAUUGAUGCCUGUGCGCUUCUACACAUACUACAAGACCAACAGUCACUACUAUAUGGCGGACUUGUGUUACUAUGUGAAUAUGAUGUGCCUGCUUUUUAUCUGGGCUUGGCCAACUUCCGUUCAUCUGUACCAAUCCUGUUUUGCAUUUACCUUCGGUACACUGUGCUUUGCUGUCAUAACCUGGAGAAACUCCCUAGUCAUUCAUUCGGUCGACAAGAUCACCUCAUGUUUCAUCCAUAUCAUGCCUCCUUUGACCAUGUACACCAUACGACAUGGUAUCGGCGAGGAUCUAAAGCUCGAGCGGUUCUCAGCGGCUUCUGUACUGUCCUCUAAAAGCUGGAACCUAAAAUACAACAUUUUGUGGACCUCGCUGUACUAUUUGGUUUGGCAAAGUGCAUACCACUAUUUCAUCACUCUGCGGCAAUCUUCAAAGAUCAAAUCUGGGCAAAGAGUGACAAGCUUUGAAUACCUCACUUCACAUCAAUUCAAGAACUUUUGGGCUGUCAAAUUGCCUGAUCCUUGGCCGAUGGUUUGCUAUAUCUUGAUCCAAUACUGCUAUCAACUGGGCACCAUGAUGUUGUGUGGAAUUUGGUUUCACCACCGGAGAGCAGCAGGUGCAUUCUUGAUGUUCAUAUACCUUUGUGCUGCAAGAAACGGUGCAUCAUAUUACAUUGACCAUUACGGCAAGAAGUUUGAGAAAGAGGUGACUAAGCUGAAGGUUGAACUUGAAAAUAUGCAGCAACAGCUCGACCAAAAGUGUUAUUCCGCUAACGAAGAAGAAACUCAUUCACUUUGA